CCUUUAUAAUUUUUUUUUCUUAAAAAAAAAUGGAAAGCUUAUUCACAUGGAUUGAAAAGGUGUCAAAGAGUAGGAUAAAGGAGAACAAGACGGCAUUGGCUUGUACAACAGUAUUGAUAUACAUGGGCAUCGUGCGGUAUUUACGUUAUAAAAACCUAAGGACGAUACAAGCGAAAUACCCAGACCCGCAACAAGUCUUAGACGAUCCUGACGCAGCCCAGGAGAUCUAUUCCAAGUUUUUCAGCAGAGAGUUUCCAUUCCUGGCUCGACAGGGAACAGAAUUCGCAUUAUUUAAAACCUAUUCCAUCCCGAGUAUUUCCCGUAUUUUGGCAAGCACAGGUGAAUUGGUUAAGCGAUGUCCACGACGUGUAGAAGACACUGAAUUAAUUUUGGGAGAGAUGCUACAAGCGUAUGGACGCAUUGAGAACCAACGUGCACGAAAUCCAGAUACACCCCAGAGCGAGAUGGAUGCUCAAUGGAGUCGAUCACAAGAAGCCACUGCUCGUUUAAAUGAGAUUCAUGGUCGAUACCCUACUAUUCGAAAUGAAGAUUAUCUUUAUACCGCUGCUCUGUUUGUGACAGAACCUCAGUCAUGGAUAAAUCGGUUUGAAUGGCGCAAAUUGGAUGUGCGCGAGAGUAAUGCUAUUUUCCGUAUAUGGUAUGAUGUCAGUGUAUCCAUGAAUCUAAAGAAUAUUCCUGAUAGUCCACAAAAGCUAGAAGAUUUCAAAAAUGCAUAUGCGAAAGAGAAUGUAAAAUACAGUGCUAGUAAUUGGAAAUGCGCUGAACCUACACUUCGGCUCUUAUUAUCGAAUUUGCCUCGAUUUUUACAGGCGAUAGGGUACGAAUUAGGUCUCAGAGUGUUACCAUCCAUGUUGGAUCCCCAGGAUGCAAAGGCGUUUCAACUACCACAUGCCGAGGUUCGAUGGAUCACGUGGUGCAUCCACUCAUUACUGUCCAUGCGGGCUUUCUUCAUUCGUCACUUUUUAUUACCACGAUCUCUUUAUGUGGUUCGAACACCUUUUCAAGCUAAUACGGGUGGACGUCUUGUACCUACAUUCUUUAUUUACAAACCACACAUUUAUCAAGAUGGAUAUAGGAUUGCUGAUUUAGGGCCUGAGAAAAAGGGGGAGGGGGGGAAAUACAGAUAAAUAUUUAUUAAUAAUAAAAAAAAAGAAAGAUAU
Messenger RNA from Mucor mucedo, 1181 nucleotides. RefSeq lists its product as uncharacterized. The transcript is spliced from 4 exons. Gene Ontology annotation, molecular function: oxidoreductase activity. The record is from RefSeq and is a predicted model, not a curated record. Bases 30 to 1148 code for a protein of 372 amino acids. NCBI's taxonomy places the organism in Eukaryota, Fungi, Mucoromycota, Mucoromycetes, Mucorales, Mucoraceae.